AUGGCAUGUGCUUUAAUCUCUAUAGUAGUUGUUAUUGGAAUUUUGCUUGUUGCUGCUGAGUUCUUUGUUUUCCAUCGAUCCUCUAAGUGGAAAUCUCAAAUGGAUGGCUGGAGCUCUGUGUUUUUCUAUCCUCUUAGAAUAAUUGAGCAUGAUCUGGUUAUGGCAAUGGAUGAGAAAAGUGUUGUAGGAAGCGAUGGAGCAUUUGGCAGAGUAUAUACUAUAAGUUUACCAAGUGGAGAACUGGUUGCUAUAAAGAAGCUAGUCAAUAUUGGGAGCCAAACUUCGAAAGCACUGAAGGCUAAGGUCAAGACAUUAGCCAAGAUCAGGCAUAAGAGCAGAAUUAAAGUUCUUGGAUUUUGCCAUUCAGAUGAAUCAGUUUUUCGAAUUUAUGAGUACUUGCAAAAGGGAAGCUUGGGGGAUAUGAUUGGAGGAACAGAUUGGCAGUUACAAUGGAGUGUUAGAGUGAGGAUUGCCAUUGGGGUUGCUCAAGGAUUGGCAUAUCUUCACAAGGAUUAUGUUCGACAUUUACUUCACAGAAAUGUCAAGUCAAAAAAUGUUCUUUUGGAUACAGAUUUUGAACCAAAGCUCACUGAUUUUGCUCUCGAUCGACUCAUGGGAGAAGCUGCAUUUCGGUCAAUAAUUGCUUUAGAAUCUGCAGAUUCUUGUUACAGUGCUCCUGGUACACUUCUUUCCUUCUUAGUCAGCCACUUACAUAUGAAUCCUAAUCAUUUGUUGGAUUCUUAUUUGUUUCCUGUGGACUACUUUUAA
Messenger RNA from Hevea brasiliensis (rubber tree), 768 nucleotides. RefSeq names its product probably inactive leucine-rich repeat receptor-like protein kinase At5g06940. Lineage: Eukaryota; Viridiplantae; Streptophyta; Magnoliopsida; Malpighiales; Euphorbiaceae. The record is from RefSeq and is a predicted model, not a curated record. Gene Ontology annotation, molecular function: ATP binding; protein kinase activity. The coding region runs from base 1 to 768 and encodes 255 amino acids. Gene Ontology annotation, biological process: protein phosphorylation. The transcript has a single exon.